AUGGAGUCCGUCGUGCUGCCCACGAUGGUUAUGUUGCAAUCCGUCAUGCUGCUCGCCAUUGUGCUGCUGGAGUCCGCCGUACUGCUCGCGAUGGUGCUGCCAGGGUCCGUCGCGCUGCUCACGAUGGUGCUGCUGGAGUCCGUAAUGCUGCUCACGAUGAUGCAACUGGGGCCCGUCAUCCUACUUGUGUCCGUGCUGCUGCAGUCCGUGCUGCUGGGGUCCGUCCUGCUGCUCACGGCUGUGCUGCUUGAGCCCGUCGCACUGUUCACGAUGGUGUUGUUGGGGUUCGUUAUGGUAGUGUUGUUCGCCGUCCCGCUGCUUGAGGCCGUCGUGAUGCUCGCGAUGGUGCUGCUGGAGUCCGUCAUGCGGUUCCCGGUCGCGCUGCCGGAGCCCGUCGUGGUGCUCACGAUGGUGUUGUUGGGCUCAGUCCUGCUGGUCGCGGCCGUGCUGCUGGAGUCCGUCGCGCUGCUCGUGAUAGUCCUGCUGGGGUCCGUCGUGCUACUCACGGUCGUGUCGCUUGGCUCCGACGUGCUGCUCAUGAUGCUCGUGCUGGGGUCCGUCGUGCUUCUCCUGGUCGUGCUGCGGGAUUCCGUCUUGCUGUUCGCGGUGGUAUUACUAGAGGCCAUCGUGCGGCUCCAGGGGAAGCUGCUGGAAUCCGUCGUGCUGCUCGUGCUGAUGCUGCUGGAGUCCAUCGGGCUGCUCAUGCUGGUGUUGCUGGAAUCCGAUGUUCCUGCUGGACUCCAUAAUCGUGCUGCUGGUGUUGCGGUCGCUCUGCUUGAGUCUAUCGUACUGCUAACGAUGGCGCUGCUGGGGUGCGUCAUGCUGCUCACGAUGGUGCUGCCGCAGACCGUCGUGUUGCUCACGCGUGUGCUGCUGGAGUCCGUCGUGCUGCUCACGAUGGUGUUGUUGGGCUCAGUCCUGCUGGUCACGGCCGUGCUGCUGGAGUCCGUCGCGCUGCUCACCAUGGUGCUGCUGGAGUCCGUUAUUCAGGUCACCGCCGUGCUGCUGGAGGCCGUCGUGAUGCUCGCGAUGGUGCUGCUGGAGUCCGUCAUGCUGCUCUCGGUCAUGCUGCCGGAGUCUGUCGUGGUGCUCACGAUGGUGCUGCUGGAGUCCGCCAUGCCGGUCGCCGUCGGGUUGCUGGAGUCCGUCAUGAGGCUCACGAUCGUGCUGCCGGAGUCCGUCGUGCUUCUCACGGUCGUGCUGCUGGAGGUUGUUGUGCUGCUCGCGGUCGUGCUGGUCACGAUGUUGCGGCUGGAGUCCGCCGCCAUGCUGUUCGCGGAGAGCAAGCUAGCAGAAGUGGUGGACGACAUGAAGCGCCUGGGCAGUGGGCUGCGCACGGGGCUCUACGCCAAGGAGCAGCUGCUGCUGAAGCCCUACUUCCCGAACCACGCGCUCCUCCUGGUGAAGGUGUCGGCGGGUACCCCGCACCGGGACGAACGGCGUGGCGGCUUGACCGCGAGGAGAGCGGUGGCCGCCGCCCAGGCCGGCAACGACACCUCCAGCGCGGCCGAGGGCACCGCGAAGGAGUCCGGCGGGAGCCCGGCGCACGCGGCGGCUGCCGCCGCCCCGGAGGAGCGGCCGCAGCCGCUCGCGCGGGGCAGCCGGCGGCCCGCGCCCACGCCCGACGGGGCAACCCCCGCGCCGCCGCUCGCGCCCGCCGCGGCGGUGGCGGCGCCAGGCCUGCCCGCGCCGCGCCCGACGCUGGCAAGCCGCUCCAGCGUGGGCUCGGAUUCGGGUGGCGGCGGCGCGCCGACGGCGCAGGCCAGGGCCGCGGCGCAGCGGAGGCAAGUGCCGUUCAGGUCUCCGCCGGCGCCGGCAGCCCGGCCCCCGCCGCCGGGGCAGGCGCCCCCGGGAGCGCCACGGCAGGGCCAGCAGACGCUCCACGGCCCCCAGGCUGGGCAGGCGUCGGCCAGAGAGGCGGCUGGGCACGACCGCCAGCAGGCGAGGAGGUCCUACCAGGGCGACUCCUUCGACGGCGCCGCGGCGCCCCGGUGGCAGGGGCAGCGCCACGGGGACACCCGUGGCCUGCCCGCGGGCAGCGGCCCCGUCGGCAUGGGCCGAGGUUCUGGCGGGUAUGGCCAAGCCGCGCAGUGGAUGGAGAGCGACCCGUGGCACGCGCCCGGCGCGCACGCCCUGGGGCCCGAGCACGGGGCCGUCUCGGGCUGGACCCCGCUGGGCGGGCCAGGAGGCGGCCGCGGUUGGAACGACGAGGGCUGGAGCAAUUUCCCCGCCGACCCACCCGGCGCGCCGCUGGCGCUGCCGGCCGGGCCGUGGGGCGGCCCGCUGCCCGCCGGCGCCCAGGGCGCCGUGGGCUACCCGCGCGGGCCGCAGCCAGUGGGGCAGCGGCCUGCCGGCCCCGGCGGCCCCCGCGGCGGGGGCCAGAAGGGCGGCCGCCCGCCGGGCCCGCCUGGGCUCGAGCGCCAGGACCCCUACCACGCGGGGGGCGACGCCCAGAGGGCGGGCUACCCGCAGGGAGGCGGAGACCAGGUCCACCACAUGACUAUGAGCUUCUGAGGGCGCCCGCGGGCUGCGUGGCGCCGCCUUUUCGUGCUCGAGCAUUUCCGCGGGCAUGCCCCAAAGAGCGCCCCUGCUACCGGCCGC
Molecule: messenger RNA, 2601 nt
Organism: Prorocentrum cordatum
Lineage: Eukaryota; Dinophyceae; Prorocentrales; Prorocentraceae
Source: the annotation of a GenBank genome assembly